This is a messenger RNA of Ricinus communis (castor bean), 2242 nucleotides long. Its product is annotated as pentatricopeptide repeat-containing protein At4g14050, mitochondrial. Gene Ontology annotation, molecular function: RNA binding; zinc ion binding; protein binding. Gene Ontology annotation, biological process: RNA modification. The record is from RefSeq and is a predicted model, not a curated record. The transcript has a single exon. Bases 187 to 2019 code for a protein of 610 amino acids. NCBI's taxonomy places the organism in Eukaryota, Viridiplantae, Streptophyta, Magnoliopsida, Malpighiales, Euphorbiaceae.
AUAAUUGAAAGAAAAUCAAAUUGUAAUUUUAGAAAAAAAAAUAUUAAAAACGGAUAUUUUUUAUUGAUAUUAAAAUAUUUUUAAAAAGUUUCCAUACAUAUACCCAAACUCGCCAAGGGUGUACCAUUUUUCUGCACAAAGGGGAAAAAAGAAAAGAGAUCGAAAAUACUACAAAAAGCUUAAUGCAUGCAAAUCUCUCACUAUCUGCACCAGCUCCAACUUUGUGGCAAGCGCCAAACCCCUUUAACUGCCAAGAAACUCCAUGCCCAAAUCAUCAAACUCAGUUUAAAAGAAAGCGAACCCUUGCCCAACACUCUGUUAAAUGCUUAUGGAAAAUGCGGCUUGCUUCAAGAUGCCUAUUUCUUGUUCGAGGAAAUGCCCCAAAGAGACCAUGUAUCGUGGGCCUCCAUUCUUACUGCAUACAACCUGGCCAACCUCCCUAACAAAACUCUCUCCAUUUUCCCCACCAUGUUCAUCGUUGAUAAACUGGAACCUGACCAUUUUGUGUAUGCUACUCUUGUUAAGGCGUGUGCUAGCUUAUGUGCUGUAAGACAAGGCAAGCAAGUGCAUGCUCGUUUUGUUUUAUCCCCGUUUAGUGAUGAUGAUGUUGUUAAGUCAUCUUUGAUUGAUAUGUAUGCCAAAUGUGGAUUACCCAAAAUUGCUCGCGCUGUUUUUGAUUCUAUUUUGGCAAAGAAUGCAGUUUCUUGGACUGCAAUGAUAUCUGGGUAUGCCAAAAGUGGGUUAAAAGUAGAGGCAAUGGAGUUGUUUUCAAGUUUUCCUGUGAAGAAUUUAUAUUCUUGGACUGCUUUAAUAUCAGGAUUAGUGCAAAGUGGAAAGGGGAUUGAUGGUUGUUAUUUAUUUCUUGAAAUGAGAAGAGAAGGGAUUGAUAUAAUAGACCCUUUAGUCCUUUCAAGUGUUGUUGGUGCUUGUGCUAAUUUGGCGGUAUUGGAGUUUGGAAAGCAGCUCCAUGGACUUAUCAUAGCACUUGGUUAUGAAUCUUGCUUGUUUAUUAGUAAUGCUUUAGUGGAUAUGUAUGCAAAAUGUAGUGAUAUUUUAGCUGCCAAAGAAAUUUUUGAUAGAAUGAUUUAUAAAGAUGUGGUUUCUUGGACUUCUAUAAUAGUUGGGGCAGCACAGCAUGGAAGAGCAAAGGAAGCAUUGGAUUUAUAUGAUGACAUGGUUUUAGCUGGAGUAAAGCCAAAUGAAGUGACCUUUGUUGGAUUGAUUUAUUCUUGCAGCCAUGCUGGUUUAGUUAGAAAAGGCCGAAAACUUUUUAAAUCCAUGGUCGAGGACUAUGGGAUUAAACCGUCCUUGCAACAUUUCACAUGCUUGUUGGACCUUCUUAGUCGAUCUGGGCACCUUGAGGAGGCUGAGAAUCUCAUUAGUACAAUGCCAUUUAAGCCAGAUGAACCUAUGUGGGCAGCUUUACUGAGUGCUUGCAAACACCAUAGAAAUAUCCAAAUAGGACUUCGGGUUGCAGAUCAGCUGUUGAGCUUGAAUCCAGAAGAUCCUUCAACUUAUAUACUGUUAUCUAAUGUUUAUGCUAGUGCAGGUUUGUGGGAACGUAUGUCGAUGGUGAGGAGGUUGAUGACAGCUAAGGAAGUUAAAAAGGAACCAGGUCAUAGUACCAUCACCUUUGGAAAGGAAAUUCAAGUCUUUCAUGCUGGGCAUACAUGUCAUCCUAUGAAGGAUGAGAUAUUUGGUAUGCUUAAGGAGUUAGAUGAAGAGAUGAGGAAAAGAGGUUAUGUUCCUGAUACUAGCGCAGUUUUACAUGACAUGGAAGAGCAAGAGAAAGAAAGGCAGCUCUUUUGGCAUAGUGAGAGGUUGGCUGUCGCUUAUGGCCUGCUUAAGUCUGUUCCAGGAACAAAUAUACGGAUUGUGAAAAAUCUUCGUGUUUGUGGAGAUUGUCAUACUGUUUUCAAAUUCCUUAGCGGUAUUGUAGAAAGAGAACUUAUUGUGCGAGAUGCCACCAGGUAUCAUCAUUUUAAGGAUGGAAGAUGUUCGUGCAAUGAUUUUUGGUGAUCAUUUGAGUCUUAGUUCACCUUUGUCUCUCCAUUUUUUAUUUCUAGUGAUUGUGCUGAAGGACAGAUAACAUAUUACUAGCCUAGUCAGGAUACUAGAAGCCUUUUGUGAGUUUCUUAACUUCAUUUGAACUUCCAUGUCCUCCUUGGCUUUGCAAAUUACUCUUGCAAUGUAAUUUUGCUGACAUGAGCAUUCAUAUUCAUUGAAUAUCUUAUAUUUUUUA